UCAUCUCAACUUCUUGAAGGUGUUGAGAGUUGAGACUUGCUUUGUAGAUUCAAAUUUAUUUUUAUUUUCAUGCUCCUUUCUCUCAUUAUCUUAAGAAUCAGUUUCAAAAGAAUCCGAUAGGAGAGUUUUGAGUAGUGAAACAAUGGAUGAUGAUCGACUCAGUGAGUUACCUGACUCGUUAAUCCUCUCCAUUCUUUUGUUGUUGGAUACGAGAGAGGUGAUUAGGACAACCCUUCUCUCCAAACGAUGGAAGAAUCGAUGGACCACCAUCCCCUGCCUUCGCUUUCGCUCUCGCUUUCCUUUCUCCCGUGAUUUAUUGGUUGAAUCUUCAAACUUCAUUUCUGGGGCUCUUGCACAAUGGAAAGGUGCCAAGAUUCUGGAGUUCACCAUAUUCUUCUCCUCUAAUGAUCCUUUGACCCCAUCUUGUGAUACUGAUUCGUGGCUGCUUUUUGCGACCGAAAAACAAGUGGAAAAGCUAACUUUUGGUUUCGAAUGUAGACCGCAUGGUGCAUACUUUGUUCCACAGUGUUUGUAUUCAUGCUCAUCAAUUACAACAUUAUCUCUAUACUGUUGUUCGUUUAAAAUCGAGAGGAAUGUGCGAUGGAAUCAGCUCAAGAGUUUAAACAUUAGGAAAUCGGAGGGCUUGAGUGGUGAUGCCAUGAACCAAAUUCUUUUGGGUGCUCCUCGGUUGGAAAAGUUGGUUUUGCGGUCUUUUGAAAUUAGUGAAAACUUCACUAUCCGAUCUACUAGCUUGAUGAUUCUCGAAAUCAUCGAGUGUAAUUUAAAGGCUGAGGCAGAGCUGAGAAUUUGGGCUCCUAAUCUAUUGAGUUUAGAAAUUUCAGCUUAUGUUUGUGGUAGUUGUUUGCUAUAUGUCCCUUCUUUGAUUACUGCAAUUCUUUCUUUUGAAAUUUUUUGUGGUGAGCUUGAUCCAAUUGAUCUUGAUGACAUGGCGCCUCUUGAAAUGUUCCAUCAAGUUUUUCGAAGCAUCCGCUAUGUUCAGAAUGUCUCGUUGUCAGAUUGGAGCAUUCAGUUUCUUGUUGACAUGAAGGAGAACGAUAUGCUUGUUCAAUUCCCGAAUGCUGAGUUUCUAAAACUAGAUUUUCGUCUCUUCGAGAUGUUUGAUGUUCGUGUUGUUCUUGAGAUGUUUCCUAAGCUGAAGAGGUUAAUUGUUGAUCAAGGCUUUAAGAAUGAUUAUAUGUAUAACUCGGUGUCGUCUGAGAUGAUUUCCCGUAGUCCCUUUCUGCCACAUCUAAAGACAGUUGAGGUUAUAUAUUCAAGCUAUCUUGCAAUAUCGCCAUUGGUAAAAUUUCUGUUGGAGAACGCUCGCGUGCUUCAAGAGAUGGUGCUUCAACCCAACGGGGAGGAAAAUGAUCGAGAAGCGUUUGUUUCGGCUUUAAAGGAGCUCCUGGGAACGCGGAGAUCUUCCCCUUAUGCAAAGCUGAUUAUAAAUGAGUUCAUGGCUGAUUAUGCAUAUGCUCCCGAGCUCAUUCCCCUGUGUCGGUGUGGAAGAGGUAAAAUGCUUGUGAAAUGUGCGGGGAAGGAAGCCUUGCACGCAGGCCGCUUUUACUACAAAUGUCCGGCCAACAUCAAACAUCAAGGAUCAUUCCUAUGGUGCGACGAAUAUCAUCAAAACGAGGUGGGUGCCGGGCAGGCUCCAAGGUAUCUUAGUGGGCGGAUGUAUACUCCAGAACAGGAGGCGCAAUCUGCCUCAUUGAUCAGCCAAGUACGAGCUGCUGUUUUAGGCCAUGGAGACGUUCGUCCCAUGCGUUUGAGGAGCGACAUUGAAAUCAUUAUUACAUCCAUUUUUAUGGCGCUAGCGUUUCUGUUUGGUGUUGUCAUAGGCAAGUUCUUAUAGCAUAGUGAAUCAUUUUUUGCAAACUUCAAAUUUAUAUUUUGGUGCAUUUUGGGCUUCCACAAUGUAAACUAUAUUAUCGCUUGGGGUGUGUUGGAUUUGGCUGCCUCAUACUGACUAACUUUUGACAGUAA
Molecule: messenger RNA, 1986 nt
Organism: Salvia miltiorrhiza (redroot sage)
Lineage: Eukaryota; Viridiplantae; Streptophyta; Magnoliopsida; Lamiales; Lamiaceae
Product: FBD-associated F-box protein At5g22730-like
Exons: 4
Coding region: 143-1855 (570 amino acids)
Molecular function (GO): protein binding; zinc ion binding
Source: RefSeq, a predicted model, not a curated record